Rotaria sordida is the source of this 1317-nucleotide messenger RNA. Lineage: Eukaryota; Metazoa; Rotifera; Eurotatoria; Philodinida; Philodinidae. The record is from the annotation of a GenBank genome assembly.
AUGCUUAAACAAGUACGUCGUCGUACUUUCUCAAACUGGCCACAUCGAGAUUCGCCAUCUCGAGCACAAAUGAUCGAUGCUGGAUUUUUCAAUUGUAAUGUUGGCGAUCGAGUGAUCUGUGUCUAUUGUAACAUUAUUUGUCAACAAUGGACACCACAUGCAGAUGAUCCAUGCGAAAUACAUAAAACAUUAUCACCCAAGUGUCCUUAUGUAAUGGGAAAGUUAACACAACGCGAAACUACAUCUAUAUCGAUCCUGAAUGAAAAUUUCUCUAGUAACUGUUCAUCAGCAAAUGCUGCUGACGAUACAAUUCGUUCGAAUGAAAUUGUGGUUACAGUGGCUUGCCAUAGUGGUUUUAUAGAAAUACCGAAGCGGCAUGCAACAUUUGCUAAUUGGCCUAAAGAAACUUUACCUGCUGUAGAUGAUCUUGUUCGUGCUGGAUUCUUCUACACAGGCAAUAAAACGAUUGUUACUUGUUUUUAUUGCAAUGGAUCGCUUCAAAACUGGGGCGCAAAUGAUAAUCCAACGAUAGAGCAUGCGAGAUGGUUUCCUUACUGUGCCUAUGCCAAACAACUUUGUGGAGAUGAUCUCUAUCGAAAAAUUCAGGAAUCAAAACGAGCUGCACGAGAGCGCGCUCAAGCUAGUGAUCCGACGAAUAAUACGAAUCCGAGUACUCAAAAAUUACAAAUAACUAAUGAAAGUGCAUUGUCACGUUUUGUCGCUGCUCGUUUGGAUUUGCCAAUUUCUCAACGAUUGUUGGAUCAAAACUUUAAGUUAUCGAUAAUCAAACGAUGCUGGGAAGAUCAGUUACGACUGAAACAGGAUGAUUUUGAAACUGAUAGUGAUCUACUAAUGGCUUGUAUUAUUCUACAAAAGCAAAUAGAUCAUAUUAAUGGCAAAAAAGAAAAUAUCAUUGUACCAAGUAUACGAAUGAGACAAAUUUGUGAGAGUGAACAAGCUGAAGCACGUGCUGCUGCAUCUGCAUUGAUACCAUCUCCUGUGCGAUCGCUCGUGGCAGCGCCAUCGGAUAGUUCUAAUGUCGAAAUGAGUGUAACAUCACAAUCAUCAAACAUCGAAUCGAACUCCAAGGAUUGUACAACAACAGCAAAGUCAAAUCCUACAAUAACAUCUGCCGAGCCCAUGCAAACAAAUGCUACCACGUUAACAAAUCCUUGCGCAAUAUGCAUGAGUGAAGAGAAACGUCUCGCUUGUAUUCCAUGUGGACAUCUUGCUACAUGUGUCCCGUGUGGUCAUUCAUUACGAUCGUGUCCAAUAUGUCGACGAGAGAUAGAAGCAUUCGUUCGCGUUUACAUUUAA